Messenger RNA from Lolium rigidum, 1547 nucleotides. RefSeq names its product argininosuccinate lyase, chloroplastic-like. Gene Ontology annotation, molecular function: argininosuccinate lyase activity. The coding region runs from base 113 to 1417 and encodes 434 amino acids. Gene Ontology annotation, cellular component: cytosol. Lineage: Eukaryota; Viridiplantae; Streptophyta; Magnoliopsida; Poales; Poaceae. The transcript is spliced from 9 exons. The record is from RefSeq and is a predicted model, not a curated record.
GGUGAGCGGGUCUCUGCGGGGGCCCUUAUUCACGACGGCCGGCCUCUCCGGGCAGAGCCCUCAAAGUAGACGCUUCUGCGACCAUCCUGCGCCGCGGAUUCCACUCCCGUCGAUGGGCACCGACCAAAGGCAUGGGAAGCUCAAGGCCAAGAUGGACACAGAUUUUAUCCGCCAGCUUGGUCCAGCCAUGUACACCGACAUUCUCAACAGGGAGCGUUUACGUUAUCCAGUGUCGGAGAGAAAGAAGCUGGUGGUUGCAGAUCAGGGUAAGCAGCGCCCGAAGGCUCUUCAGAAGCGUGCUAGAGAUUUAGCAGAUGGGCUGUUAGAGUACAUUUGUUCGGAGAAUGAGAACUACAAAUACGUCUUAAUUGCCACCGGAGAGAAUGCCAAUAUGCUUACAAAGGAGGGUUUUAUAUCUUCUUAUGCCCGAGAUGAAAUAUUGGGUGGUCUUGAAAGGAUUAAAAAAGACAUUGAAGAUGGAAGAUUUCAGUGGAGAAACAAUACAGAUCUAAGGACUAAUAUUAUCGAUAAACUAAUUGAUAUAGUUGGAAGACCGGCCAAGAGGCUGGAUAUAGCGAUUAGUCAUUAUGUUCAACUGCUAAGAGUCCUCCAGUUAUGGUGCCAUGAUUCCAUUGAUGAAGUUAUUUCUCAAAUUAAAGAACUCCAGAUUGAGCUUAUUUUGCUAGCAAUCAGAAAUGGGGGAUUGGUCCUCCCUUCCAUAUGGAGGCGUGCAAACUGGAUUCUACUUGGUGAUGUGGUCUUAUCACAACUUGAGCAGCUUGACAUGGGUGUCUCUCAGCUUGUUAGUUGCAAAAACAAGAUGGACUCUACACUAGAAACAACUUUUCCUUCAAACAGCACAUACGGUUCUAUGAACAGCUUAUGCAAGGAUCCAUAUCACAUACACAAUUCCGUUGUGGAUUUUGGAAAUUUGAUCGUCGGGGAUAUUUCCCGCGAUGUUUCAAAUCUUCGAUUGGAGCUGAGUUCAUGGAUGGAGUUGCACUUGUUGACACCAAAUGAUAAAGUGAUUGAAAGUGUCUCUCUUAUGGAAAAGCAAAUGCUCGAUCUAGAUAAUUGGACAGCCAUACGGAGUCCUUACUCUAUCUACAAUCCUGUUGAGGAUAGCAGCAGCCGACUUUUGGUAUUAUGUAGAAAUGUUUUAGAAAUACUUAAGGCAGCAAAAGAAUUUUCAAAAGAAGCAUCUUUUGAUCAUGAAAAGGCCCGAACCUUCCUUGCACCUAGAUGUAAUUUUGGUGCUUCGAAACUUGCGGAAUUCCAUGCAACUAAGGAUCUAGUGGGUCAGAAGGGAUAUCGAGGAGGCAGUGCUAUCGAGAAGCAAAAUUUCAAAUGUCAUAGUGAUGAUACAAUGAGAAAAUUGCUGGCUUGGUCUCGACGCCUUCAGUACGAGCAAAAUUAAUAAUUUUGACCUUUACCUGAACCAAAAAAAACUAGACAUGAAUAUUAUUUCUUUAGGAAAUCAAGGGACCGUCCUUGUGGCCCUGUAUCAUGUGAUGUACAUGACAAUUUAGCAACAAUUGGUUUAUUAU